AUGAAUUCCUCAUCUUUUUUUUCGGAACCAAGUGCAUUUAUAGCUGUAUAUGGUAUCGGCUGUUUUGUUUUCAUAAUAUACCUAACUAGUAUUUUUAUCACAUUUCCUCUCUAUGUUUAUGUACAUAGAUUGAAUCGGAAAAGUGAGAAAUCGAAUUACUUCUAUCCAAUCACAAAGCACUUUUAUUCUGUAAUGUGUUCCAUGCAAUUCUAUUCUUACGUCACGAUUUCUAUUGCUCUUAUAGCCUGGCUUUUCUUUGAAUUAACUGCUGCUGGAAGUGUUUUAAUUGUUUCCUUAUUCUUCGCCUAUUCCGUAGCAGUUAUCGUAACCAGCGUUCAAAAUGUACUUUUAUUUGUACUAGCUCUCCGAAGAUUCAUGAUUUUAUUUCUUCCAAACUUCAAAAAAGUCAUCUCAAUAGAUGCGAAAUCUUUUAAAAUAUGGUUGAGAGUAAUGUAUGUCGGCUAUACACUUGUUCAAGUUUCUUCGAAAGUUGUCAAAGUAUUUUGUGGAACUGAUUCGAUAGCUCAGAAUGCAUUAUUAAAACGGAAAAAUCAUUCGAAAAAUGAAGAGAACUUGCAUGAAGCGUAUGAAGAUUGCUCAGCAACGACUGAUAUGAUUUAUGUGAGGAUCUAUAUUGCUGGAGAUGUUCUUGUAAUGCUUGCAGCUGUUUUGUAUGUCAUCAUGUUUAUAAAAAUUCGAAAAUGGAGUAAAAUGACAUCAGAUUCGUUGAACAAUCCCGAAAAAUACCUAUUCUAUCAAACUCUUCUGAUUGUAAUUGCAAAGCUAUUGGCCAUGACGAUUAUCCUUAUUCUCUUCUACGAGGGAAGAGACAGUUCAGAUGCUGUGUUUGCUACUUUUGUUUUUUCUGAUAUCGCAACAACUCCUUUCGUUAUCCAAGGAUCGUAUUUGUUGUGCAAUCGCUCAAACGUCGACACAAUUUUAUCGAUUCAAUUCAAGAAAAUGAAGACGUGGAACAUGAUUAUUUGUGGUAGUGGAUCUGUGUCAGAAGGAAGACAACGAAGAAGAGAAUUCAAAAGGAAAAUAAUUGAAGCGAAAAGAAAAGCAGAAGAUUUGUUGAGAGGAGAUAAAACUAUAUCGAAAUUGGCGGUGAAUGUAAUACCGAUCCACUUCAUCCAAAGAAGAGUUGAAAAUAUCAAUUGA
Caenorhabditis briggsae is the source of this 1161-nucleotide messenger RNA. It is a transcript of the gene Cbr-srz-4, whose product is annotated as Protein CBR-SRZ-4. The coding region runs from base 1 to 1161 and encodes 386 amino acids. The record is from RefSeq and is a predicted model, not a curated record. The transcript is spliced from 5 exons. Lineage: Eukaryota; Metazoa; Nematoda; Chromadorea; Rhabditida; Rhabditidae.